GGGAGGAUCACUCAGCUGGUCGCCUGUCAGCGCCGCAGUCAGUCCUCUUCCGACUACCAUCCGCGUGAGUCAGUUCUCCCACGAACAUUUCACUGUGACAGCCGCGAAGAGAUUUUGCAGCGGAAUUCAAAGAUGUACGCACUCAAAAUGAUCACGGUUCAGGUUCUUCUGUUAUCCUCUGGUCCAUGCUCUGCAAGAGAGCCAUAUUUCAGAAGUGUUCCAACAACAGUGAAGACAUCUGAAAAUGAUACAGUCUUACUGCCUUGUUAUGUAAACGAUCUGGGUUACAAUGCUGUGCGAUGGUGGUGGGAGAACCAGCUGGUGGCAGAUUCAAGUAACCCUGGGCUAGUAUCCUCACCACGGAUCAAGAUGCUGCCAAAUAACACACUGCAAGUGUCAGAUCUGCAGGCUGAGGAUACAGGAGAGUACAAGUGUCAGAUUAUUCGGCCAGAACCGUGGGGACCUAUACAACAAGUUCAUGCCAUUGAAGUUCUCUAUCCACCAUCAGUAACUCCCAUCCCUGAAGAAGGCCUGUUGGAAGUGCAGCUAGGGGAAGAAGUUGUAAUGGGAUGUUCAGCUUCAGGGGUACCGCACCCCAUUGUCACAUGGUCUAAUGAGGGUGAAGAGAUGCAGCUUUUGGACAACCGUCCUAUUUUGCGGUUUCAAGCACAUACUAGGCAUUUGGCUGGAUUAUACCAAUGUAUAGCUAUCAAUGGGGUUGGCAGUCCUGCAACAGCUACUAUACAGCUCAGAAUACUCUUUCCUCCUGAGAUAGAAGUAGAAAGGCCAUGGGUUCAUGCUGCUCCAGGCAUCAGAUCAGAAUUAGUAUGUAAUGUCCUUGCUGAUCCUGAUGCUAAGGUGAUAUGGCUGAAAAAUGAUGUUCCAGUGAUUACCAGUACACGUGUAGUAGAGCUGUCAACAAAAAACAAGUACACUCUUCUAUUACGCACUGUCCAUCCACUGGACUUUGGUUAUUUCAAAUGUCGAGCCAUGAACGAGCUUGGUGUCAACGAAAAAAUCAUACAACUGUCAGGUGUUGCAAAUCCAGCAAUUUUUAAGAAUGAGUCAGGUGUUCCUUCUGAAACAAACUACACUCUGAUCUGGGAAGUGGACAGCUACUCCUCCAUCAUAGAGUAUAAUCUACUAUUCCAGAGAUAUUCUCCACAUACAAAAGGACAUGAGUGGACAAAGUUGAUCAUUCCAGCAGACAGCUCUUCUCCAGGACCUAUUCACAGCAAGUCUUACACUCUCACUGGCCUCUCUAUUGCUACUGUGUAUGAAGCAAUGAUUCUUUCAAGAAACAGGUUUGGCUGGAGCAAGCCAUCGGCAAUACUGAGGUUUGGCACCGAGGGAGCUGACUUUGGAUAUGACGAACAUGUGCUUCCAACAGAAACAAAGUCCGAAGAUAACAUUAUCAGAGCUGAGUUGGCUGCCAUCCUGAGACAAACCAACUUGGGAACAUCUUCACAGGCAUCAUUCAUUUUCACAAUGCUAUUCUUGAUUUUUCGACUGUGGGUAUGAAGAUUGUAUAUUAUUGUAUUCAUGACAAUUCAUCACAUCUUAAGAGCACAUUAAACAUUUUUUUAACGUUA
Molecule: messenger RNA, 1592 nt
Organism: Cryptotermes secundus
Lineage: Eukaryota; Metazoa; Arthropoda; Insecta; Blattodea; Kalotermitidae
Product: protein amalgam
Exons: 11
Coding region: 133-1521 (462 amino acids)
Cellular component (GO): neuron projection
Molecular function (GO): protein binding
Source: RefSeq, a predicted model, not a curated record